AUGCAAACGCCUGCGCGGGUAUCAAACCGCGCACUAUAUAAGGGCGCCAACCGGACUCCAACAGCUAUUCACACUCGGAAAAUGAUCCUAAUUAGAAGACGCUGUACGAGUUUAUUGCUUAUUUUUCUUGCAAUUGUCGUUGAUCAACUUCAGAUACCUUUGAAAAUAGAAUACUUUAUGCAAAGACACUUUGAUAGACAUACAUUUGGCUGGUUAUCGAAGCGCUUGGAUGUGGAUUAUGUAUCCUUUUACCGUAAUACAAAAUCACAGAAAAAUUCCAGAAAGUACAAAGUAUCUCAUGAGUCCUUCGGAACGCAGAAGCGACUCCAAAAGAAUUCAAUUGACGUCGAGACCUGUUGCUUGUCUUUCAAGCUGUCGAUCCUAGCUAGCUCUUUGAUGAGCUGA
Messenger RNA from Cotesia congregata, 405 nucleotides. Lineage: Eukaryota; Metazoa; Arthropoda; Insecta; Hymenoptera; Braconidae. The record is from the annotation of a GenBank genome assembly.